Messenger RNA from Eleginops maclovinus (Patagonian blennie), 1387 nucleotides. Its product is annotated as E3 SUMO-protein ligase ZBED1-like. The record is from RefSeq and is a predicted model, not a curated record. The transcript is spliced from 4 exons. Gene Ontology annotation, molecular function: DNA binding. NCBI's taxonomy places the organism in Eukaryota, Metazoa, Chordata, Actinopteri, Perciformes, Eleginopidae. Bases 215 to 1387 code for a protein of 390 amino acids.
CCGGUUCCUGUUGAGAACCGGUUCCUUAUGUUUCAAUUCCAUGGAACCGUUUGGCAGCUCGUUAAACGAUUCUCUUAUAGAUUCCAGACCGCACGGUUUAUGUAACGUUAUUUACGCAGCAAGGUACACACGAAUGAUUCAGUAAGCCCGGCUUGACGUGGCGUAGUUGCUUGGUUACGCAGGUGACGCUCGUGAUACUUUUUACAAGUCUGAAAUGGCACCCCUAAGGUUAAAACGGUCCAAAGUGUGGCUUCAUUUCACAUUACAUAAGGAUGGCAACAGGGCGUUUUGCAACCACUGCAAAUUGUUGAUAACAUCGGCGGGAGGGAAUACUUCAAAUAUGCAUAAACAUCUGCGCACACAACACGGGAUAAACUUUAACGAGUGUCGCGUUUUUGAUGCCCUUCGGAGUGACAGCAGCCAAGCUUCUACGACCACCGUGGCCUUGGGGGCUAACACCGAAGGCAACUCUGGUGAUUUAGAACAAGAUGAUGACCGGGACGAGACGGGUAGUCUGGCUGACUCAGAGGCUAGCAGCACUUGCUCCCGUUUACCUCUGGCUUCUAUUUUCGUCGAGGCAGGCAGAAAUAAAAUGUCCCAGGCAAAGGUAGAAGAAUGUCACCGGGCAGUUACCAAAUUUGUUGUUAAGGGUUUGCACCCAUUUUCUACAGUAGACGCCCCUGAAUUUCGGGAGAUGACAAAGGUUCUCAAUCCAAAAUACAAAGCCCCCAGCAGGGAAAGCUUAACCAACCACUUAAUCCCUGCUUGGUAUGGUGUGGAAAAGGGAAAUGUGAUCUCUGAACUGAAAACAGUGUCAAAGGCAGCUAUCACGGCUGAUGGGUGGACAAGCUUUUGUCAGGAUCAUUAUCUCACGGUUACUCUGCACUACGUGAGCAAUGGCCAGGUAAAGGAAAAGGUCCUAAAAACCAAAGCCGUGUACCAAUCUCAGACAGGCUCAGCUGUAGCAGAGGAGAUUGAUUACAUUUUAGAAGAAUAUGGUGUACGGGAAAAGGUUGUGGCAGCAACUGUAGACAAUGCAGCGAACAUGGAUGUAGCCAUCAAACAGCUGCAAAUUGUCAAAUUUCCAUGCUUCGCUCAUACGCUGAACCUGGGAGCGCAAAAGCUGUACAACUGCACUGCCAUAUCCAAUUGGGCAGCACGAGUUCGAGCAGUUGUUGUCUGGAUGAAGAGGUCCCACAUGGCAAAAGUUGUUCUUAAAGAGAAACAAGACUUGCUCAAGCUGCCCAAGCACAUGCUCCUCCUGGAUGUAAGGACCAGAUGGAAUUCCCUCUAUUUGAUGAUGGAGAGAUUCACCGAGCAGUUCCCUGCUAUCCAGGCUGCAGCCAUAGAUCCACGCAUAAGAAGGCCCAUGGAGAAGGAAAGGUGA